This is a messenger RNA of Triticum dicoccoides, 3193 nucleotides long. RefSeq names its product receptor-like protein EIX2. The transcript is spliced from 2 exons. Gene Ontology annotation, molecular function: protein binding. The coding region runs from base 146 to 2995 and encodes 949 amino acids. The record is from RefSeq and is a predicted model, not a curated record. Lineage: Eukaryota; Viridiplantae; Streptophyta; Magnoliopsida; Poales; Poaceae.
GUCUGAUCUGUCCAUUGUGUUAGCCUUUGAUAUAAAAUGGUGAUGCCCUGGUCCCAUGUUAAUCAUUGGUUGGUGCCUCACUUUUGAGCUAAUAGCAAGAAACUCCACCAACCACUGCUUCUGAAUAACAAAAGUCAAACUGUGCAUGCCAAGACCAAGACUUGGGAAUAGCAUAUCAUGGACCAUAUAUUGUGCCUGUCUCUGGUCAUUCCAUUGUCGUUCCCUUACAGUAGCUGUUCUCCCUCUUCCAACCAAUAUGGCUGCUAAGCUUGGGCAUCUAGCCCAAGGAGCUGCAUCGGUACUUUGCCUGUUGAUUUUCUUUGUAGAGCCGUCUGAUUCCCGUGCUCAGGCGAGGAUAUCAGGUGGGAAUGGAACCUGCAUCAGCAGGGAGCGGGAUGCGCUUCUGUCCUUCAAGGCGGGCCUUCUGGACCCUGCUGGCCGUCUCUCCUCAUGGCAUGGUGAAGAUUGCUGUCAGUGGGCGGGAGUCCGGUGCAGCAGCAGAACAGGCCAUGUCGUAAAGCUCGACCUCCGCAACAACUACGUAUUGAGGUAUCUUGACAUGAGCUACAAUGACUUCAACCACAUAAGCAUUCCUGCGUUCAUGGGCUCCCUACAGAAGCUAAGGUAUCUCAACCUCUCGUCGUCAGGUUUCGGUGGGAGAAUACCUUCCCAACUCGGUAAUCUCUCAAAUCUGCAAUAUCUUGAUAUUAGUGGGGAUUAUUACAAUGUUCUGUACACGUUGGACCUCUCAUGGUUGUCACAUCUAUCACUGUUGAGUUAUCUUGACUUGACCGAAGUGGACCUCCGUGCUGUGCGGGGUUGGGUUCACAUGGUUAACGGGCUUUCUUCUCUAAAAGUGCUUCGCUUAGUAGAUUGUGGCCUUACCAGCAUAGUGUCUGCUACUUCAAAAUCAAAUCUCACACAUCUCCAAGUCCUUGAUCUAUCAUCCAACUCAUUUGACGCAACACUAGAGCAUAACUGGUUCUUCUGGGAUCUCACAAGCCUGAAGGAGCUUCACCUCUCCCGUUGUGAGUGGCAUGGACCUAUUCCUGAACAAUUGGCAAACAUGACAUCCCUUGAAGUAAUAGAUUUUAGUGCAAAUGAUCUUGUGGGUUUGAUACCGAACAACUUAGAAAAUUUGUGCAGUUUGAAAGUGCUGAAUUUUGAUGAUAACAACAUUGAUGCGAGUAUUGGGGAGUUCAUGGAUCGGUUGCCAUGGUGCUCAUGGAGUACAUUACAGAAGUUGUCAAUGAGGAAUACGACUAUGACCGGAAACCUACCGCUAGAAGUUGGAGCACUUGGUAACUUGACAUUGUUGAGUCUCGGCAAUAAUAAACUCGAUGGUGUGCUCGUGAAGGAACAUUUUUCAGGCUUAUUGAAUUUAGAGUAUCUGGACUUGUCGGCCAACUCCUUGAAAAUGGAUAUUGAACCAAAUUGGAUUCCUCCGUUUAGACUAAAGCACAUAAAUUUAGAGUCAUGCACAGUAGGCCCCCGUUUUCCAGAGUGGCUUAGAUGGCAAACUAGCAUUGAUUAUCUUCUUCUUGGAAAUACAAGUUUGGAUGAUGUUAUUCCUGAUUGGUUUUGGGUGACAUUUUCCCAAGCUUCAGCUUUGGAUGCAUCAGAAAACAUGUUGCGUGGUUCAUUACCGUCAAAUCUACAGCACAUGGCAGCCAUCAGUAUUGGUCUGGAGAGAAAUAAUCUUACAGGUCUAGUUCCACGGCUAUUCCCUAUAAAUAUAACAAGCUUAGAUCUCUCUUCAAACUCUUUCUCAGGGUCAUUGCCAGCAGAGCUAAAAGCACCACAAAUUUUUAUGUUGUCAUUGGCAGAUAAUAAAAUUACAGGCACCAUUCCAUCAUCUAUGUGCCAAUUGACUAGUCUAGCACGGUUGGACUUGUCAAGAAACAAAUUAACAGGAGAUGUUGUGCAGUGCUGGAAGGAGUCAGAUAACAAUUCUUCAGUGUCCAGAGCAAACUCUGCAGAUCAAUUCGGUUCUCGGAUGUAUAGUCUAGACUUGAGCAACAAUGGUCUCUCAGGUGAAUUCCCUAAAUUUCUUCAGAGUGCCUCACAAUUGAUGUUCCUUGAUCUUUCAUAUAAUAGGUUCUUUGGAAUAUUGCCAAAGUGGUUACCAGAAAAAAUGCCACGAUUGGAAAUUUUGACGGUGAGAUCAAACAUGUUCAGUGGUCGUAUUCCCAAGAACCUUACUUGCCUUGAAAAUCUUUAUUAUUUGGACAUGGCCCAUAACAAUAUAUCAGGAAGCAUACCAUGGUUGCUAUCAAACUUGAAAGCAAUGAGAGUCAUAUAUAAGGAUGCAAAUGACUAUGUUUAUGCGGAUAGCAUGCCAGUAAUCACAAAAGGCCAAACACGUGAUUAUACUGUGGGCGUCUUCAGCCAAGUUGUGAAUGUUGAUCUGUCAUGUAACAGUUUAACAGGACAUAUUCCAGAGCAGAUAAGUUUGCUCAUUGGGCUCACCAGUUUGGACUUAUCAAGUAAUCAGUUGACUAGCAAAAUCCCAAACAAGAUUGGUGAUCUGAAGCAGUUGCAGUCCCUCGAUUUAUCCAACAACAAGUUUUCUGGUGAAAUCCCGUCAGGUUUGUCGGCUCUAACCUAUCUGAGCUACUUGAACUUGUCAUACAACAACUUAUCAGGCCCGAUACCAUCCGGGCCGCAGCUGCAAACUCUCGGCAACCAGAUUGAUAUCUACAUCGGCAACCCCGGUCUCUGCGGUCACCCUAUCUCCAAGAACUGCUCUACCAGUACUACUGACGCAGAGCAAAGUGUCGUCCAUGAAGAUGCAGAUCAUAUCGCGUAUCUCUACCUUGGGAUGAGCAUAGGGUUUGUGGUCGGCCUUUGGACGGUGUUUUGCACCAUGUUACUGAGGAGAACCUGGGCGAUUUCCUACUUCCAGUUUGUUGACAAGCUGUAUGACGAGGUUUAUGUAAGGGUGGCUAUAACUCGGGCUCGCCUGAUGAAGAAGACCCGCAAAGAUGCAGCGUGAGUGGCCUGCUUCAUGCGCAGUUGAACUGCCCAAGAGAUGUAUGUUUGGUGUGUACUACUAUAUGUACUAGUUUCUGGUGCAAUUAUUAGCUACCUGUAAAAGGUAUUUAAUGUAUUGCGACACAAUAUAUUGUAUGGUUGUAAACAGAUUUUUCUGGUCUGAUUGUAAACCACUCGAUCAUAUAACUACAGACAGAUA